GAGGCGUCAGAAGAUAGAAAUCGAAAAACAAAACUGCAGAGCAGCAGCCGCUGCAGCAGCUGUUGAGUCUUGUUCUUGUUUCGCUCCCUUUAUUCUCGCUCGCUGCUCCACACCAUUACCAGUCAAUCUCAGACUACUUUUCGAAGCAAAAAAUAAACUCAAAAUGCCACUCCAUAUUCUUCUCCUCCUUCGCAUUUGAUCUGUCGGAGUUCUCUAGUACCCUUUCAGAUUGCUUUCCCUCUCUCUCUCUCUCUCUCACACACACACAGUGCUUAGUUUCUUCUGUAAUGGCGGUUCAUCUCAAGCUAAGCUCGAGAUAACAGUUUAGGUUUGAUCUCUUUAUUGCUUUAUAAACUGAUGUCGUGGAAACGGCAGAGAUCGGGAAGUUUCUUUGUUUAAAGGAGACUUCGAUUCGUGGAAGUUAGAAGAAAUGCAGCUCUGUUCGAUCCUGGUUUUUCAGUCGAUAUUCGCAGCUCUUGAGUUGGAUUUAAGAUCUACAGGUCUUGUUCUCGUUUUUAGAGAGAUUUGAGGAUUUUGUUCGCUGAUUCAAGCCUUAAAAUUCUUAUUUUUUUGGAGGUGUGGAUGAUAAGAUAGGUUAUAGGUGGGAGAUUUCUCUCUUUCUUUCCCCUUUCUUGUUACCGGAGCUUAGAUUCGGCAAUGAACCGCAGCUUUAGAGCACAGGAGUCACGAAUGCAGACGUCCGUACAGCAGAGGCAGCCGGUUAGGAAGCUCGGGACGAUGAAGGAGAAGGAAGAUGAGCUCGCUUUGUUUCUCGAGAUGCGGAAGCGCGAGAAGGAACGGAAUAGCCUUCUUUUUCACAACUCGGAAGAGUUCGACGCUCCGCUGGGAUCUAAACAUGGCAAUUCUCCCAUAUUUAGGAUUGUCUCACCCACCCCUGCACGCAAGACGGUGGCUGAUGAGUUCCUGAAUUCAGAAAGUGAUAAAAAUGACUACGAUUGGCUUCUUACACCACCUGGUACUCCUCUUUUCCCAUCCCUGGAGAUGGAAUCACAGAAGACGUUUAUGAGUCAGAUUGGGACUCCUAAAACACGUCCUGUUUCAUUGAAGUCUAGGUUAGCUAAUCCUCAGAUUGAGCCUGCACCAAGGGGCAAUCCAUUAUCUAGGCAACCAACUUCAUCCCCUGGGUUGAGCUCCACUACUACCGGAACUCGAAGACCUUCCUCAUCCGGAGGACCAGUUUCAACUGCAUCUAGACCUCAAACACCAACUGGACGACCAACAUUAACGGCACCAGCUAAACCCUCAAGACCUUCCACACCUACCUCGCGAACCGCCUUGCCUUCGUCUAAGUACACAGCUCCUGCAAGAUCCUCAACCCCUACUACAAGAUCCAUGGCUAGAUCUUCUACACCGACAGCAAGGCCGACUGUACCAGCAUCCAAGCCCAUAUCAAGGUCAACAACACCAACUCGUAGAACGCUGGCCACGUCAAGUGCACCUAGUUUCUCUGCUCCUCCUGUACGGUCUUCUUCAGUUAAGAAGUCAGCUCCCCCAACAGCAACAAAGCCGGCGCCAUCACGUGGCAGUUCUCCAACUGUAAAAUCCAGACCAUGGAAACCCUCGGAGAUGCCUGGGUUCUCGCUCGAUGCUCCCCCAAAUCUAAGGACAUCAAUGCCUGAAAGGCCAGUUUCAGCCUCUAGGGGUAGGCCUGGAGCUCCCAGUGCUAGAUCAUCCUCUGUGGAGGCAGGUUCCAAUGGAAGAACAAGAAGGCAAUCGUGUUCUCCAUCAAGGGGACGGGCUCCAAAUGGUAGCAUCCAUUCCAGUGGAAGUUCUGUUCCUGCAGUUAGUCGAUCACAUUCCAAUGUUAGUGAUAAUGUGAGCCCUGUUGUAAUUGGAACUAAGAUGGUUGAAAGAGUAAUAAACAUGCGGAAACUGGCACCCCCAAAGCGAGAUGAGCCACACUCUGCCCAAAACAACUCCGCGGAGAAGUCAUCAUCAUCGCCAGAUAGCUCAGGCUUUGGAAGAACACUCUCAAAGAAAUCUUUAGAUAUGGCUUUGAGGCAUAUGGAUAUAAGGCGAAGUAUUCCAGGAAACUUACGCCCAUUGAUGACAAACAUCCCAGCUUCUUCAAUGUAUAGUGUGAGGUCAGGUACAACAAGAAGCAGGACAAUUAGCAUCUCAGAUUCUCCUCUUGCCACAAGCAGCAAUGCUAGUUCAGAGCAAAGCGUCAAUAACAACGCCCUUUGUUUAGAUGGGAGUGAAGUGGAUGAUGAUGAUCUUGGUUGUGAAAGAGGUGUUCGAUCUUCUCCGGUAUGUCAGCGUGGUAGGUGAUCUGAGGGAUCAUUAUUGUUUGGAAAAGGUAUUGUGCACUUGCUGAAGGAAAUUCAACCUCUAGAGUGAAUUGUCUUGACGAAUUACUGACAGAAGGUGUGCUUAUAUGUUUUUGUAAAGUUUAUCCGAUAGGUUCGCUGCUAAAUUAUAAUUUUCUUAGUCUUUUUGUACUAUUAGGGAAGAUGGUGAGGUAUGCCCUAUAGAUCUCUGGGUCAAUAUCCACGAUUACAUAUUAUGAACCAUAUUUAUACAAAACGUAAUGUUGUAACUGGAAAUUGAAAGGUAAGGUUUCUUUUUAAUCU
Molecule: messenger RNA, 2594 nt
Organism: Telopea speciosissima
Lineage: Eukaryota; Viridiplantae; Streptophyta; Magnoliopsida; Proteales; Proteaceae
Product: mucin-5AC-like
Exons: 5
Coding region: 658-2292 (544 amino acids)
Biological process (GO): cortical microtubule organization
Cellular component (GO): cortical microtubule
Source: RefSeq, a predicted model, not a curated record